This is a messenger RNA of Owenia fusiformis, 421 nucleotides long. NCBI's taxonomy places the organism in Eukaryota, Metazoa, Annelida, Polychaeta, Sabellida, Oweniidae. The record is from the annotation of a GenBank genome assembly.
AGUUCUUGUUGAUAUGACAAACCCGGUGCGUGGUUGGAUGAAGGAUGGUCUAGACAAAGACAUUGACAGAAACUUCACAUCCAAGACCGCAAGUGUACUGGUUAACUGGGGUGGAUUUGAAGACCCAGAGUCUGGUAUCGAUGACUAUUCAUUAGCUGUAUAUAGAAGAAGACUAUCUGGUGGUACGGAUGAGAUGAGCAUUAUACAUCAACCGGAAUCAGUUGGAGGCACGGUUAAUUCAAUAAACUGGCACCAUUUCCACCAUCACCAUGGUGACUUCUUAUACGUUGAGAUGCAAACAACAAACGGGGCAGGAUCAACCAUUACAACAACCUCAUCAGGAGUUACAGUAGAUUUAACAGCUCCAGAGGUGCAAUACCUUGGUGACGGCGUCGAACCUGAAACAAAUGCUCAAUUCUCC